Molecule: messenger RNA, 1102 nt
Organism: Helianthus annuus (common sunflower)
Lineage: Eukaryota; Viridiplantae; Streptophyta; Magnoliopsida; Asterales; Asteraceae
Exons: 5
Coding region: 39-929 (296 amino acids)
Source: RefSeq, a predicted model, not a curated record
AGAAAACAGUUGAUGGUUGCAUAAAAAUAACCACAAAAAUGGAGCUCCUUUAUCUUCUGUGGUCAAUCAUCUCCAACACUUUCAUCUCCUUCACUCUCUCCCUCUUCCUAUCCUUCCGUCGUCUCUUCCCACACUCAACCGAUGCAACCAAUUCGUUCGCACUUUACCAAGGCACCGUUUGGCACGAACGACGUCGUCCCGUUCACCAUUCCUUCAAGUACUCCGUCCGUUACGCUUUCAUUGACCUUGACCUCGCUCCUCAUCCUCCACCCGAUCAUCUUUCGUCUCAACAAGCUCGCGAUAUUGCACACACCAAUGGCCCUGUUUUCUUGUUGACUAUUCCUCCGAGUGUUGGAUACGAACAAAAUCCGUUGAGUUUGUACUAUUGCUAUGAUGUAGAAGGAUCCACCAAAUGCUUAAAGCAAUGCAUUGCUGAGGUUACCAAUACGCCAUGGGGAGAAAGAGUACAGUUCGUUUUUAACCCAAACUUGGAUGUAGUUGCUAAACCGCUUCAUGUUAGCCCUUUCAUGGAUAUGCAUGGGAAGUGGAGCAUAAAGACAAGUGUACCCGGGGAUAAUCUUAUUGUAAACAUUUCAGUUAACCAUCCGAAGCUCGGUGAUUAUUUCACCGCUUCUUUAACUGCAAACAGGAUAUCUUCAUCAUCUGUUCAGCACGCAGUUUUUUUCUGGCUAAUGCCGCACAAAGUUGCCAUCUGGAUCUAUUGGCACGCUCUGAAACUAUGGUGGAAGAAGGUGGUGUUUAUUCAGCAUCCAAGAUACGAAAAUCCAUCGUACAAGAAAGAUGCAAUCGCGCGUGACAGAAAUCUUGGGUGUUGCCAGGCGUUUUCAGUGCAAACUGAUAAUCAGCCUCAAGUUGAACCGAAUGAUCGUUGGAUCAGAUGGAGAGAUGCUAAAUGGCCCUGGUGCUGAAUAAAUAGAUCAUACAAGUCAUCCACUUUGUUGUUAAGUUAUAUAAUACCGAUUCAUUAACGUGUCACAUUUGAUGACUCGAUAACAAGUUUGUAUCUGUUUAUACUAUGAAAAAUUGUUGCUAAUGAAUUUGCAACAAAUUUAGUCCGAAAAUUAUUGUAUUUUUACAUGUA